Molecule: messenger RNA, 2058 nt
Organism: Pyrgilauda ruficollis (rufous-necked snowfinch)
Lineage: Eukaryota; Metazoa; Chordata; Aves; Passeriformes; Passeridae
Gene: PPP1R16A
Product: protein phosphatase 1 regulatory subunit 16A
Exons: 10
Coding region: 284-1903 (539 amino acids)
Cellular component (GO): cytoplasm
Molecular function (GO): protein binding; phosphatase regulator activity; enzyme inhibitor activity
Source: RefSeq, a predicted model, not a curated record
UCCUUGUUUUUUUUUUCCUCUCCUUAGGAUUCACCCCACUUCAUCUCCACGACCUUUCCGCGCUUCCCAAUUGAUGAAAAAACCGGGAUAAUCCCCCCAAAACCCCAAAAUUCCUGGGAUUUCCUCACCCACCCGACAAACCAAACCCAAGGAGAUGCUUCCCAAGCUCUGCCCGUCUCCAAAUCCCGGGAAAACCUUACGGAUAAAAGGAUAAAACCCCUCGGGGGGUGAUGCCUCAUCUCCCGGCCCUCAUUCCCGAGGUUUUCCCGAGGAAUUCCGCAGCAUGGCGGAGCACCAGGAGCUGCUGGCCGAGAUGCCGGCGGUUUCCCGGCUCAGCACUCCGGAAAGGCUCCGGCACGCCCAAAAACGCCGAGCCCAGCAGCUGAAAAAAUGGGCCCAGGCCGAGAAGGAAAUCCCGGGAAUGCCGAAAGCGGCGGCGGAGAGGAAGAGGAGGAGGAGGAAGAGCGGCGGCCACGGCAAGAGGGUGACGUUCCCGGCCAACGUGCGGCUCCUGGAAGCGGCCGGCCGGCACGACGUCGAGGAAGUGCGGCAGUUCCUGGAGAGCGGGAUCAGCCCCGACCUGUGCAACGAGGACGGGCUGACGGCGCUGCACCAGAGCUGCAUCGACGACUCGCUCCCGCUGGCGCGGCUGCUGCUGGAGGCGGGCGCGGCGGUGGACGCGCGGGACGCGGAGCUCUGGACGCCGCUGCACGCCGCCGCCACCUGCGGCCACCUGCGCCUCGUGCAGCUGCUGCUCCAGCGCGGCGCCGACCUGCUGGCGGUGAACUCGGACGGGAACAUGCCCUACGACCUGUGCGAGGACGAGGCCACCCUGGACUGCCUGGAGAGCGCCAUGGCGCAGCAAGGGAUCACCCAGGAGCGCAUCGAGGAGGCGCGGGUGGCCACAGAGCGCGCCAUGCUGCGCGAGAUCCGGCAGCUGAUCCGCCACGGAGCGCCGCUGGACGUGCCGCGGGGACACGGGGCCACCCUGCUGCACGUGGCCGCUGCCAACGGGUACCGCGCGGCGGCCGAGCUGCUGCUGGAGCACCGCGCCCGCCCCGACGCCCGCGACGCCGACGGCUGGCAGCCCCUGCACGCCGCCGCCUGCUGGGGACAGGUGCAGCUGGCCGAGCUGCUGGUGGCUCACGGCGCCGACCUCGGCGCCAAGUCGCUGCUGGACGAGACUCCCCUGGAUGUGUGCGGGGACGAGGAGGUGAGGGCCAAGCUGCUGGAGCUGAAGCACAAGCGGGCGGCCGUGCUGAAAUCCCAGGAGAAGCACAAAUCCCUGCUCCAGAGGAGAACGUCCAGCGCCGGCAGCCGCGGGUACAUGGGGGACACUGGAGACAUUGGGGACAUUGGGGUGAUUGGGGACAUCGGGGGUGAAGGACAUCGGGGACACCUCAGGGACAGUGAGGACGAGGACAGGGCCACCCUCAGGGUGCGGCCACCGAGGGCACGGCCACCGCUGCCACCGGCCGGCCACCGUGGGGCUGGGGACCCGUCCCCCGCCGUCCCCUCGGAGCCGUCCCCGCCGUCCCCUCACCCCAACGGCUCGGCGCUGUCCCCGAGGGUGUCCCCGCUGUCCCCUCGCUGUCCCCCCGCCCCCUCGGGUGACAAAAGCCACCCGCACACCUUGGCCGACCUCAAACGUCACCGCGCGGCCGCCAAAACCCCAAAGAACCACCCCAAAAACCACCCCAAAAACCCCGACGGCGCCCUCGGGGACACCGGGGACACCCUCGGGGACACCCUUGGGGACCUUGGUGACAUCGGGGACACCCUUGGGGACAUUGGUGACACCGGGGACACCCUUGGGGACAUGGUGGAGCCGCCGCUGCUGCGGCUGACGGCGCCGGCCCAGGAGGGCCCCGCGGAGAAGCAGCGCUGCUGUCGGGUCAUGUGACCAAAUUUUGGGGGGGGUUUUUAAAUUUUUUUGGGGUCGCCCCAAAUCUUUGGGGUUGUCACCCCCCCUCCCCCAAAUCCCGUUGUCACUUUGUGUCCCCAAAAAUGGAAAAUUUUUUUGUCCCCGCCCCCAAAAAAAAAAGGGGGCGAAGGUUG